AAGCGAAGCUAUGUUGCUUUGCACGAAUAGAGACCUGCAUUUUUAAAUUGUUCAAGUUCCUAUCCCACACAUAACUGUCUCUCUUAACCUCGAUUGAUCAUCAAUUUUUUUUUGUUUCAUACAUAAUUACAUGUAUUAUGUAUGUAUGUAUGUAUCCUAUAACUACAAGAGUUAAACUUGUCCAACGCCAUUCUGUUACCCUUCGCAGGCUUUGGCAAACUGCAAUCUCAGACGACAAUGACAAUGUUCCUGAGCUUGACAAGUCUUAUUACAUCAUAGACGACAGGAACCUACUCCGUCGCAGUAAAACUGGCCUUCACGUUCUGGAUCUCAUCGACCGCGGUGCCGUCGAACCGGACCGAGCAUUGUACCAGAGGCUAUUGAAAACAUGCACCAAGUUGGGGAAGCUCAGAGAAGGAAGGCUAGUACAUUCCCAUUUCCUGCUACAAAAUCCCGACGUAAGAGAUGAUCUCGUUAUUCAAAACUCAGUUCUCUUCAUGUACGCGAGGUGCGGGGAUUUGGAACACGCGCGCCAAGUGUUUGAUGAAAUGCCUAACAAGGACACGGUCACGUGGACCUCCAUGAUCACCGGGUAUGCUCAGAACGAGCGCGCUGUGGACGCACUCGUCUUGUUCCCGGACAUGCUCCGUGGUGGGAGUGGGAGCAGGCCGAAUGAGUUCACGUUGUCGAGCUUGGUGAAGUGUUGUGGGUUGAUACCGAGCUAUGGUGAUGGGAGGCAGGUUCAUGGGUGUUGUUGGAAGCACGGGUUUUGUGAUAAUGUGUUUGUGGGGAGCUCGCUGGUGGACAUGUAUGCGAGGUGCGGGUUUUUGGGUGAGGCGCAGGCGGUUUUUGAUGAGCUGGGGAGGUGGAAGAAUGAGGUUUCUUGGAAUGCUUUGAUUGCUGGGUAUGCGAGGAAGGGUGAGGGAGGAGGAGAGGAAGCUCUUGGUCUGUUUGCCAAGAUGCAGAGGGAAGGUUAUGGAGUGACAGAGUUCACCUAUUCCGCUCUUUUGUGUUCCGCUUCCAGCGUCGGGUCUUUGGAGCAAGGGAAAUGGCUUCAUGGACACAUGUUAAAGUCAGGGAGGAAGCUGGUUGGUUAUGUGGGGAACACCCUUCUUCACAUGUAUGCAAAGUCAGGUAGCAUUUCGGAUGCGAGGAAGGUUUUUGAUCGGUUGGUGAAGGUUGAUGUCGUUUCUUGCAAUUCCAUGCUGAUUGGUUAUGCUCAACAUGGGUUUGGAAAGGAAGCUGUGGUGCUUUUCAAACAGAUGCUAAGGGAUGGGAUUGAACCCAAUGACAUAACAUUCUUGUCUCUUCUUACUGCUUGUAGCCAUGCUGGACUCUUGGAUGAGGGUGAACGAUAUUUUCAAUUGAUGAGGCAGUUUGGUGUUGAACCUAAAGUUUCACAUUACGCGAAAAUUGUUGAUCUUCUCGGUCGAGCUGGCCUUCUUGAUCGAGCUAUGAGUUUCAUAGAGGGAAUGCUGAUUGAACCCACUGCAGCUAUCUGGGGAGCUCUGCUUGGUGCUUCUUGGAUGCAUAAAAAAAUUGAAAUGGGUGCUUAUGCUGCUCAAAAGGUUUUUGAGCUUGAUCCUUUCUAUUCAGGGGCACAUGUGUUGCUUGCCAAUAUUUAUGCCUCUGCUGGGAGAUGGAAGGAAGCUGCGAAUAUCCGGAAGAUGAUGAAAGAUAGUGGGUUGAAGAAGGAACCAGCUUGUAGUUGGGUUGAGAUUGAGAACUCUGUCCAUGUGUUUGUGUCAAAUGACAUUGCUCAUCCACAAAAAGAUAAGAUCAUUAAAAUGUGGGAGAAGCUAAAUCAGGAAAUUAAAGAGAUUGGCUAUGUUCCUGACACUAGACAUGUGCUUCUGUUUGUGGACCAACACGAGAAGGAGUUGAAUUUGCAGUAUCAUAGUGAGAAGCUGGCUCUUGCUUUUGCUCUUCUGAAUACUUCCCCAGGAUCCACCAUUCGCAUUAUGAAGAACAUUAGAGUUUGUGGUGAUUGCCACUCAGCAAUGAAAUAUGUGUCACUGAUAGUGAAGAGAGAAAUAAUAGUUAGAGAUACCAAUCGCUUCCAUCACUUUUGUGAUGGCUUCUGCUCUUGCGGAGACUACUGGUAGUGCCAAUUAUUAUCAACUAAUCAUGGAGUGGUAUUAAGGGAUAGUUGUUGUUCCUAAUAUUAUCCAGUCAUUCUGUGAUUCAACUUUAGUUGAUUUUGCAACAUUCUAUCAGCAAAAUGGCAUUAUUUGAUCUGAA
Molecule: messenger RNA, 2241 nt
Organism: Lotus japonicus
Lineage: Eukaryota; Viridiplantae; Streptophyta; Magnoliopsida; Fabales; Fabaceae
Product: pentatricopeptide repeat-containing protein At3g24000, mitochondrial
Exons: 1
Coding region: 138-2105 (655 amino acids)
Biological process (GO): RNA modification
Molecular function (GO): protein binding; RNA binding; zinc ion binding
Source: RefSeq, a predicted model, not a curated record